Fundulus heteroclitus (mummichog) is the source of this 892-nucleotide messenger RNA. Its product is annotated as histone H3.3-like. The transcript is spliced from 6 exons. Gene Ontology annotation, cellular component: nucleosome. Gene Ontology annotation, molecular function: structural constituent of chromatin; DNA binding; protein heterodimerization activity. Bases 315 to 761 code for a protein of 148 amino acids. The record is from RefSeq and is a predicted model, not a curated record. NCBI's taxonomy places the organism in Eukaryota, Metazoa, Chordata, Actinopteri, Cyprinodontiformes, Fundulidae.
UGUAUUCUAAUGUCAUUGGUCGAGCAGAAACAGGCAUCGUUUGAAUUCAGCGCUGUUGGUACUGCUUCCUGUGGAACACAACAGCAGAUAAUACAAGAGCUGUGUCCAUCUCCGGUACCGAAUCUAAAACCUGCGUAAUAAGGGACUGGAAUCCCAGUGUGGAACCCAACCUUUUAAAACAGCAGCUCACAUUUCCCCAACGGUGAGUUUGAAAGUGGGUCGUUGUCUCAAACUUCCCUCCACUUGGAACCCGAAUUACGUGAGACCGUGGCCUCUGUACUUCUCUUCUGGCCGUCCCCUGUAUAUCGGACAGCAUGACUCGUGAUUCAUCAAGCAGCCGUAGAAAGCCCAAAGCACCUGUUCGUCGCCCCCCGAAGCCUGUCCCUGGAACACAUGCCCCAGCUGAAUCCCCAAGAAGAAGUGGUGCCUCCCUGAGGUCUUCAAGAGCCUCUCCCAAAAAGAAGAAGUUCCGACCAGGAACCAGGGCCCUAAUGGAGAUCCGGAAGUACCAGAAGAGCACCGAUCUUCUCCUCAGAAAGGCGCCAUUCGCCCGACUGGUUCGGGAGGUGUGUCAAGGUUUUACCAUACAAUGUCACCGGUGGCAGGUCUAUGCUCUCAUGGCCCUGCAAGAGGCUGCAGAGGCAUUUCUCGUCAUGCUUUUUUCAGAUGCCAACCUGUGUGCCAUCCAUGCCAAGAGAGUCACAGUGUUCCCACGAGACAUUCAACUGGCCAGGAGGAUCCGUGGGGUUCAUUCCAUAUAAAGCCAGCUGAGAGAAUCCCAGCAUCAUUAAGAUACUGUGUAUGUUGUUCUUUCCCUGUUUUCAAUACAUUUAACUCAUUUCAUAUUGAUGUGUACAUUUUGUUCAUUAGUAAACUUAUUUUUUCAACAAUA